Messenger RNA from Thamnophis sirtalis, 4812 nucleotides. The record is from RefSeq and is a predicted model, not a curated record. NCBI's taxonomy places the organism in Eukaryota, Metazoa, Chordata, Lepidosauria, Squamata, Natricidae.
UUAGAUUUUUGAAGUAAAGCUUAGGUCUUUUUGUAAAUUAGGUCAAGAAACUUAUGUUUAUACUUCCAAUAGAAUUUUAUCAUAACCAAUUAAGGGCCAAGAAUUUUUUAUUGUCCAUUGUAGUAGAUGGUGUUUCUUUUUUGAUAAUUUGCCUAAUAUAGAGGAGUUGAAUGAAAUUGGGACAAAUAUACAUCCCUGAUUCAUAACCUGCUGAGUGGAUAUUGCUGGAGAGAGGACAGGGGGUCUGAAUAGCUGCAUGGAAUUAGUAUGAUGUUGUUCUUCAUAAUUAGCAUGGGAAAAUGCUAAUCAGUGGAUGAGACUUGGUUCUCCUGAAUCCUGCUUCUUUGGAUCCAAUUAAUGCUGUUAAUUAAUGCUGAGUUUGCCAUGUAGUAUACUUUUCAGUCAAAUGUUAGAAAACUGGAUGAUAGCCUAGCAUUGGACAGCCAUUGCGCUUCCUAUGUAUAGGCACUCAUCUUGCACUAUCAGCAAUUCCUUUUCUGAUUUACACAAUUACUGUUACACAAAUUUGAUGAAAAUGCAUCUACUCUAAGGAGGUGCUGACAGGUAUGAUGAGUAUGCAUUCCAAAUCACCUUUCCCUUUAGAAUCCAGAUCUCGAUACAAUCUAUUCAUGAAUGUGUGCAUAAAUAGUCAUAAUCAAUUAAAAAUAUUAAAAAGUCACCGGCAAUUUUCACUGCAAAUAAUUAAAUUUUAAUAAAAUAUAUGUGCUUGGUAUUUGGCUAAUUCUUGCAUUGAUUGAAAAUCCUUCUAUAAGUCCAUUUUUUGAUUUCAUAAUGCUUUAUAAUGAAUUAUAUUUCUUUUUAUAAACUCACAGGAGUCUUCAAAUAAUGAUUAUGACUACAGGAACUGAAGUAUAACAUACAUAUGGGAAUACUGAUGAUUCAGAAUCAUGGCAACUAUUGAGGAAUUGGCCCAUCAAAUUAUGGAACAACAAAUGGGGGAGUCCCAAGGAUCUGUUACACAGACAUUAAUGGACGGAACACCACAAAGAAUUCAGAUUGUUCCUGCUGAUGUAGGACUUUCCUUACCACAGCGGAUACAGAUUGUUACAGAUCAACAGACAGGGCAGAAAAUUCAGAUUGUGACAGCACUCGAUCAGACUGCAACAAGCAAGCAGUUCAUUUUAACAAAUCAUGAUGGUUCUACCCCAAGUAAAGUGAUCCUUGCAAGACAAGAUGCUACACCAGGAAAGGUUUUUCUGACAACUCCCGAUGCUGCAGGAGGCCAACUGUUUUUUACAUCCCCAGAUAUAUCGGCACAGCACUUUCAGAUUUUGACAGACAAUUCUUCAACAGAUCAAAACCUAAAUAAAGUAUUUGAUCUAUGUGUUGUUUGUGGAGACAAGGCUUCAGGACGCCAUUAUGGAGCAGUGACCUGUGAAGGUUGCAAAGGAUUCUUUAAAAGAAGUAUACGGAAGAAUUUAGUGUAUUCAUGUCGGGGAACAAGAGACUGUGUGAUUAACAAGCAUCAUAGAAACAGAUGUCAAUACUGUAGGUUGCAGAGAUGUAUUGCAUUUGGAAUGAAACAAGAGUCUGUACAGUGUGAAAGAAAACCUGUUGAAGCAUCACGAGAAAAAUCUUCAAAUUGUGCAGCUUCUACAGAAAAGAUUUAUAUUCGAAAAGAUUUGCGAAGCCCACUUACAGCAACUCCCACUUUUGUAACAGAUAGCGAAACAGCAAGAUCAACAGGCAUGUUGGAGUCUGGAAUGUUUGUUAAUAUUCAUCAGUCUGGAUUAAAGACUGAACCUGCAGUACUGAUGACUGCAGAUAAGGUUGAAACAUGUCAAGGAGAUUUAAGUACUUUAGCCAAUGUUGUAACUUCAUUAGCAAAUCUAAGUAAGUCCAAAGAUAUAUCUCAAAAUAGUGAGGAUCUGUCAAUGAUAGAAAACUUAAGCAAUGGAGAUACAUCAUUAUCAGAGCUUCAGCAAGAUGAACAUGCAAGUGCUGAUGUUACAAGGGCGUUUGAUACUCUUGCAAAAGCAUUAAACCCAGGAGAAAGUACACCAUGUCCGAGUUCUGCAGAAAGUAUGGAAGCAAGUGCACAUCUAGCUGGAGAAGAAGCAAGCAUGAAUAUUGUUGAAAUAGAAGGCCCACUAAUUACUGAUGCUCAUGUAGCUUUCCGGCUCACCAUGCCUUCACCUAUGCCUGAAUAUUUGAAUGUUCAUUAUAUUUGUGAAUCGGCAUCCAGAUUGCUUUUCUUAUCUAUGCACUGGUCCCGUUCUAUUCCUUCCUUUCAAGCUUUAGGGCAGGAUAAUAACAUAUCAUUAAUAAAAGCCUGCUGGAAUGAACUUUUUACACUUGGUCUGGCACAGUGUUCACAAGUAAUGAAUGUAGCAACAAUCUUAACUGCAUUUGUUAAUCAUCUUCACAAUAGUUUACAACAAGAUAAGUUGUCAGCAGAUAGAGGAAAACUAGUGAUGGAGCAUAUCUUCAAACUUCAGGAGUUCUGCAACAGCAUGGUGAAGCUUUGUCUUGAUGGUUAUGAAUAUGCUUAUUUGAAAGCAAUUGUCCUCUUCAGUCCUGAUCACCCAGGCUUAGAAAAUGUGGUACAGAUUGAAAAAUUUCAAGAAAAGGCAUAUAUGGAAUUACAGGAUUAUGUAAUGAAAGUAUAUCCGGAUGAUACCUACAGGCUCUCUAGGCUACUUCUCAGAUUGCCGGCCUUAAGACUGAUGAGUGCAGCUAUCACAGAAGAACUGUUUUUUGCAGGACUAAUUGGAAAUGUUCAGAUUGACAGUAUCAUACCAUAUAUUCUACGAAUGGAGACUGCAGACUACAACUCUCAAAUAAUUGGUCAUACUAUAUAAAAAAAAUUAAACCAGUUUCUAUACCAUGGCAAUCGUGGUGAUUUAAAUGUACAUUAUCUCCAAGAGAUAAAAAAAGUUUUCCUGUGAAGGCAUAGCACAAAAAAAUAAAGGAAGGUGCUAAUUCUUCUUUAGCAAUUCAUUUGGAAAACACAAUGGAAUAUCUUCAGUGGUACAAGUACAGGACUUAUCUUUUGUCUGAUUUUCAAGAACUUUGUACAUUUCUGAUAAUUAGUGAAAAUCAAGAAGUGUAGUUCAUCUUAUUUUUGUAGCUUAGCUAUACAUGGAACUUGUGAACUCCAAGCAAAUACACAUAAGUUAACCUUUAAUAAAGAGAAGCUUCAUAAAAACAUUUCAACCUGAUACUAGGACAAAUAAACUUCUUUUCCAAUUGUUCUGGAUUCAGUAUCUUGUUUCUACAAGUUUACUUAUGUCAGUUUCAUUUCUGCUUUCAUUUCUGAUGAGACAGAGUUUCAAUUCUGGAUAACUCAGCUACUUUUUUCAGAAGUUAUUUUUUUUAUUCAGAAACAGGUGAUUUUGGAGUUACUUAAAACAGGGCUUUAUCUCAUGUUAGUGUUCCAAAUCAGUGAUUACAUCUUUUGCAGUAAUUGUUUUGUUCAGAGUUUUUAGCAGUUGCCAGGAUUUCAGAAUAAACAUAAUCCUAGAUAUUUUAUUCACAUCAAGAAUUGUUAUUUCCUAACUCCUGUUAUUUAUAAACACAAAAUAAUUUGUUGUGAUUAUGCUUUAAUAAUGUUUAUCCACAUAUAUCUAGGUAAAUUUGGAAAAGUUUAUUGAAUUUCAUUGUAUGCAAAUCUGUGAAACAACACAUUCAGCCACAUCCAGUAUUGAGCAAUGAUGCUUACACAGUGUUCUCUCCCUCCUUUUCUAUAUCCUUGGGUAUCCCAGGUUUGCUCCUUUAUCUUAAACCUGGAGCAAAUUUGGGAAGAAUAUAGAGAAAAUGAAAGAUGGGAGUAGAAUUUUUCCCUAGAUUGAUUCUGUUCCACCAUCAGAAUUACACUACUGAAUGAAAUUAUCACUUUUAUUGGAAAUGAAUUUAUUAAAUUCUGUGUCCUUUAAGAUUUGUUCCAGGUUUUCAUAAAAGAAUUCAGAUAAAAUUAGAAAAAAAAUCUGAAAAGGCAAUAAGUGAAUAAACAAGUAAACCUUGAUGAAAUAUAUGUAUUGCAUACUAAAUGGUAUGUUCCUAAAUAGCAGUGAUUGCACUAGAAUCCUAAUUAUUUCAUAUUUUAUGUUUCCAUGUUUGAGUUUGCUACUUUGUAUUUUCAGCUUUUGAAAACUUUUCAAAAUGCACUUUUCAGAUUUAUUAAAAGUGUGGUUUUUCCUUAGUUGUUUGGUAAAUGUAGUUGAACAUUAAUUCAAUAUAUUACUAUAUCAGGGGAUACUGAUAUAGUGGUGUUCUAUCAAUUCACCUUACUUUAGAUAUUCUUAAUCAGCAAUAGAACCAUCUCUAUAAAAUUAUGGGCUCUACUAAUAAAAAGGAGUUUAUGUAAUGUGACAGGUAAGAUUAUUCAAGGUUCUAAAAAUUAUUUGACUACAAAGGGAUAUCUUUUAUAUAUUUCAUAAUGAAACACCUAAUAAUGAACUGAACAGUUAUUUUUUUUAUGCACACAAUAUAUGCAUAUACGUGGGCACAUGCAGAAAUUAAUCAUAUCUACAGUUGUGAUUGCUUUUGAUGUAUUUUUGGCAACAUCUUACAAAUAUAACUUGUCCUGUUUUAAAGCAUAUUUAAAAAUCAUUUGAAUUGCACACCUCCCUAAAUGGUGUCUGUAAAUCUGUUCUGCAGUCAAUAGAAAUAGUUUCUGAAUUCCAUUCCAAUCCUUCAUUUGUUUUAGUGAUUCACUUGUAGUGUACACAUCAUAAUGUCCCAAUUACUACCUUAUUGUGUAAUAUACUGUUGUAAAUGUCUUUAAAUUUAAAGAAGUGUAAAUUCUAUUUUGGCUGUAUUUUAAAAAAAUAAAUUGUAACUUUUAUUAUA